AUGAGCAACCUCGUCAAUGGGGUUAGGGUGACGGACGACCCCAACAGGGUUGUGACCGUCACUGCGCAUGAGGGAAAGACUGGCCAGGAGAUGGCCAUCACCUACACCAACUACAAGGUCGUUGGAAACGGAUCCUUUGGUGUCGUGUUUGCCGCCAAGAUGUUACCGACCAAGACGGCCGACGGAACUGAGGUGCCGGAGCAGGAGAUUGCGAUCAAGAAGGUCUUGCAGGACAAGCGCUUCAAGAUUAUGCGCCUGGUCAGCCACCCCAACGUUGUCGACCUCAAGGCGUUCUUCUACUCGAACGGCGACAAGAAGGACGAGGUCUACCUCAACCUUGUCCUCGAGUACGUCCCGGAGACCGUGUACCGCAGCCUCCGCUACUACACCAAGCUCAAGCAGAUUGUGCCCAUGCUCCAGGUCAAGCUGUACAUGUACCAGCUCCUGAGGUCGCUCGCGUACAUCCACUCGGUCGGCAUCUGUCACCGUGACAUCAAGCCCCAGAACCUGCUCCUGAACCCCAACACGGGUGUCCUCAAGCUCUGCGACUUUGGCUCGGCCAAGAUUCUCGUCGCCGGAGAGCCUAACGUCUCGUACAUCUGCUCGAGGUACUACCGUGCGCCGGAGCUCAUUUUCGGAGCGACCAACUACGCGACCAACAUUGACAUUUGGUCGACUGGAUGCGUCAUGGCGGAGCUCAUGCUGGGCCAGCCUCUCUUCCCCGGAGAGUCGGGUAUCGACCAGCUCGUGGAGAUUAUCAAGGUUCUCGGAACCCCGACCCGUGAACAGAUCAAGACGAUGAACCCCAACUACAUGGAGCACAAGUUCCCCCAGAUCAAGCCCCACCCCUUCACCAAAGUCUUCCGCCCUCGCACGUCUGCCGACGCCAUCGACCUCAUCUCCCACCUCCUCGACUACACCCCCAGCGCCCGUCUCACUGCUCCCCAAGCUCUCGUCCACCCCUUCUUCGACGAGCUCAGAGUGGAGGGCGCGCGCCUCCCCAACGGAAAGGACAUGCCGGCGCUGUUCAACUUUACGCGUGAGGAGCUGUCGACCCGGCCCGAUCUCAUCAAGAAGCUCGUGCCCAAGCACGCCGAGGCGGAGCUGCGUUCGCGGGGGAUCGACGUCGACGACUUCCAGCCGAUCCCCUUGGAGCAGCUGCGCAUUAGCUUGGACUAG
Trichosporon asahii var. asahii CBS 2479 is the source of this 1179-nucleotide messenger RNA. Its product is annotated as glycogen synthase kinase 3. The transcript is spliced from 5 exons. Lineage: Eukaryota; Fungi; Basidiomycota; Tremellomycetes; Trichosporonales; Trichosporonaceae. The record is from RefSeq and is a predicted model, not a curated record. Gene Ontology annotation, cellular component: cytoplasm. Gene Ontology annotation, biological process: protein phosphorylation; signal transduction. The coding region runs from base 1 to 1179 and encodes 392 amino acids. Gene Ontology annotation, molecular function: protein serine/threonine/tyrosine kinase activity; protein serine/threonine kinase activity; ATP binding.